UGAAUUCCAAGUCGUCAACAUUAAGGGUAGACAUAGAAUUAAGACGCCUAACACCAAAAGUGGUUUAACUUGAAAGUCACUUUUCCAUCCACACUCCACUAACACUCCAAUACUUGUAAAUCACUACUCACUAUAUAUACAACUAACCACACGCCGCCUGAACAGACCCAUAAACACAGACGCCUAACCAACAACAACCCAAAAGCAUUAGCCAUCAGCGCAUCACGCACCCAUCAGGCAGAUUGAGAUAGUGAUGGAGUGUGCGGCAAAAGCAGUUGGUGGGCGUAAUUUGGCCGCAAUUGGCGUGAUGAUGCAGCUAAUGUUGCUAUCAGUUGCGGAGAAUGCAGCGGUGUAUAAGGUUGGGGAUGCAGCUGGGUGGACUACUAUUGGCAACAUCGACUACAAAAAUUGGGCUGCUACCAAGACAUUUCGUGUUUCUGAUGUCAUUGUUUUCCAAUACAAUCCUCAAUUUCACAACGUAAUGCAAGUGAACCAUGAAGGGUACAAAGCGUGCAAUGCAUCAUCCCCAAUUUCAACCCACACGACAGGAAAUGACACCAUUAUAAUCACUAGGCACGGUCAUUACUUCUUCCUGUGCGGAGUCCCCGGUCACUGUCAGGCAGGGCAGAAAGUCGACAUCCAUGUGCUCCGCAGUACAACCUCUUCGAUCGCACCAUCUCCUUCCGUAGCUGUUGCUUCAUCGCCCAUUAAUCCGGUCGCUAGUGCUGUGUCUCCUGGUCCUUCAAAUCAUGCCCCUGCUGUAACAUCGUUUGUGCCACUACAGGGUAUUCUCAGUAUAAUGACUGCAAUCAUGCUUGCAUUUUAUUUGGUACAAAAUGAGUGAUGUAGUAACUUCCACUGUCAGUUUAAAUUUUGAGUAUCUUUGAUUUUUUUUUGUCUGUUGAUAAGGAUUUAAAUUGCAAAAGAACAAAUCUUGUGAAUGUUGCUAGGAAUGAUAUCCAAUGUGUUUUGUUAAAGUUGAUUGAAUGAUUACCAUUGAUAUCUAUGUUGAAAAUUUAAAGAAA
Molecule: messenger RNA, 1025 nt
Organism: Amaranthus tricolor (Joseph's coat)
Lineage: Eukaryota; Viridiplantae; Streptophyta; Magnoliopsida; Caryophyllales; Amaranthaceae
Product: mavicyanin
Exons: 2
Coding region: 254-844 (196 amino acids)
Cellular component (GO): plasma membrane
Molecular function (GO): electron transfer activity
Source: RefSeq, a predicted model, not a curated record